AUGAGUACUAUAGCAUUAUCCUCCGGUUUCCAUGCCAUGCUACAUAUCCUUUCAUCAAACUUCUGCCUCUCAAUGUCCUGCCUUGACUUCACAUCCCAGACAAGCACCUGCCUAUCCAGGCCAGCAGUUGCCAGGUACCUCCCAUUCGGGGACCAGCAAAGGCUGCAUAUUGGCUGCUCAUGUUCUCCUUUCAGUGUGAAUACCUCCUCCGCAGUGUCCCUGUCAUACAUGACCACAUUAUUCCUCAGCCCAGGAACAGCAAGGGUGUGUCCAUCGGGACUCCAGCACAGGGUAUUCUUCACCGAGUGGUCAGAACCGAAUGUUGGGGCGACACGAGUCAAGCUUCGUGCCUCACUGCCCAAACAAAGAUCCCAAAAGAUGACCGUGCCAAAGCUGUCGAUUGAUGCCAGAUAA
Messenger RNA from Triticum turgidum subsp. durum (durum wheat), 414 nucleotides. Lineage: Eukaryota; Viridiplantae; Streptophyta; Magnoliopsida; Poales; Poaceae. The record is from the annotation of a GenBank genome assembly.